UUCCCACUGACCCCCAAUGUAAGGGACAUUCUUCCCACUGACCCCCAAUGUAAGGGACAUUCUUCCACUGAUCAUCCAUAUCAGGGACCCCUCCCCCCCUCCAUACAUAUGUGCCCAGCAGUCCCCCCCCCCCUCACAUGUAAGGGACAUUAUUUGCCCAGCAGAGUCCCCCCUCACAUCCAUAUAAGCAGGACAUAUCUGCCCCAGUCCCUGACCCCUCAAUUAAGGGACAUUUGCCCAGCGGAGUCCCCCCUCAAUCCAUAUAUGCCCAUUCUUCCCACUGCCCCCCCCUCAUGUAAUAUGUGAGCAUUCCCUCCCCCUCACAUCCAUAUAGGACAUUAUUCCCAGCUGAGCCCCCCCUCACAUCCAUAUGUGCCCAGCAGAGCCUUCACAUACAUAUGUGCCCCACUGAGUCCCCCCCCCCUCAAAUCCAUAUGUGCCCAGCAGACCCCC
Messenger RNA from Staurois parvus, 453 nucleotides. The record is from the annotation of a GenBank genome assembly. Lineage: Eukaryota; Metazoa; Chordata; Amphibia; Anura; Ranidae.